AUGCGGUCUGUGUUGUCCUCCCUACUGGCCGUGGCCCUGGCCACCGUCGUCUCUGCGGAGAGCACUACCAUCGAAAUGUUCAAUGCCGGAGAGGCAACGUUGAGCCUGACUAGCGUUCGCGCCAGUAUCGUCGGUGCCAACGCAGACGCCACUACCUAUGCCGUGGACUGUCAAGAUGGCGCCCCGGUGACAGUAUGCCCACUCAACUCACCGAUUACUAUAACCGAAGGCCCCUCGACAUUCACCAUGAGCGCCGUUUAUUCAACCAAGACGAGGGGCGCGGACGCCAAAGUCACCAUGGUGCAGGACUGCGACAUCACCUCCUCGACACAAGGCGCCUCUUGUUCGGUUUCCGUCGGCAUGGAACUCACUGUGCGCGGGCAGUCGACUUCUACGGGUACCUCGACCAUCACCUCCUUCGCCUCCGACGAUAUCUACUAUCAGCCCAUGACGGUUACUGCGGGCGCAGAAAAACUGAAUGCGCCCCAGGCGACGGAAAAAUCGGAUGUCGCGGCGCGAAAUGGCGGCGUGAGCGGUGCUGCUGCCGUCGCUCUUGCCGGAGCGGCGCUGAAAUUCUUUUAUUAG
Molecule: messenger RNA, 585 nt
Organism: Aspergillus melleus
Lineage: Eukaryota; Fungi; Ascomycota; Eurotiomycetes; Eurotiales; Aspergillaceae
Product: putative GPI anchored cell wall protein
Exons: 1
Coding region: 1-585 (194 amino acids)
Source: RefSeq, a predicted model, not a curated record